Molecule: messenger RNA, 657 nt
Organism: Knipowitschia caucasica
Lineage: Eukaryota; Metazoa; Chordata; Actinopteri; Gobiiformes; Gobiidae
Source: the annotation of a GenBank genome assembly
AUGGAGCAGAAUGCUGGUCCAAAAGUCCUGAUCCCCCGGCUGCCCCGGAUGCCCUUCCCUCAGAGGACUUUCAGAACCUUCAAGACUCCAUCUGACCAACUCGCGGACAAACGCUCGCGAGAUCGCACUCGAGUUUACAUCGGAGAAUGUGUGGAAAGAUGGAAACAGAUCAAAGAGACGCAGCGCUUCAAGAGCGACGAGCAGAUGGCCACGCUGCUCUUAGACAGUUACCAGAAGUUUCUGGACCUUUCAUCUCAGAGACCUGUGAUCAGACCAGUGAGUGCACCUCCUCUUCCUCCUCCCUCAGACCGUGAGUGCACCUCCUCUUCCUCCUCCCUCAGACCAACCAGUGAGUGCACCUCCUCUUCCUCCUCCCUCAGACCAACCAGUGAGUGCACCUCCUCUUCCUCCUCCCUCAGACCAACCAGUGAGUGCACCUCCUCUUCCUCCUCCCUCAGACCAACCAGUGAGUGCACCUCCUCUUCCUCCUCCCUCAGACCAACCAGUGAGUGCACCUCCUCUUCCUCCUCCCUCAGACCAACCAGUGAGUGCACCUCCUCUUCCUCCUCCCUCAGACCAACCAGUGAGUGCACCUCCUCUUCCUCCUCCCUCAGACCAGUGAGUGCACCUCCUCUUCCUCCUCCCUCAGACCAGUGA